AUGAAGGCGACCGUCGCGUCUCUGGCAGCCGCCCUCACUCUGGGCGCUCACACCGUUCUCGGUGCCCCCUCCGCCGCGCUGACUGCUGCGAAGCGCGACAGUAUCACCCCCAUCACGGUGCAGGGCAAUGCCUUCUUCCAGGGUGACAAGCGCUUCUACAUUCGCGGAGUUGACUACCAGCCCGGUGGAUCGUCCAAGUUGACCGACCCGAUCGGCAACGCGGAGACCUGCAAGCGCGAUAUCCAGAAGUUCAAGGACCUCGGCCUCAACACCAUUCGGGUCUACUCCGUCGACAACUCCGCCGACCACGAUGAGUGCAUGAACGCCCUGGCCGAUGCCGGCAUCUACCUGGUGCUCGACGUCAACACGCCCAAGUACUCCCUGAACCGUGCCGACCCGCACCCCUCGUACAAUGAUGUCUACCUCCAGUACGUCUUCGCGACCGUCGACAAGUUCGCCCGCUACGAGAACACCCUUGCGUUUUUCUCGGGUAACGAGGUCAUCAACGAUGGCCCCUCGUCCAAGGCCGCACCUUAUGUCAAGGCCGUCACCCGUGAUAUCCGCUCUUACCUGAGUGAGCAGAAGCUCCGCAAGGUUCCCGUGGGCUACUCCGCGGCGGACAUCGACACCAACCGCCUGGAGAUGGCCGAGUACAUGAACUGUGGAACCGAUGACGAGCGCUCCGACUUCUUCGCCUUCAACGACUACUCCUGGUGCGACCCCUCCUCCUUCACCACCUCCGGCUGGGACCAGAAGGUCAAGAACUUCACUGGCUAUGGUCUCCCCCUCUUCUUGUCGGAGUACGGUUGCAACACCAACACCCGGAAGUUCGAGGAGGUGAGCGCGCUGUACUCCACCAAGAUGACCGGAGUUUACUCCGGUGGUCUGGUCUACGAGUACUCGGAGGAGGGCAGCAAGUACGGCCUGGUCGAGAUCAGCGGCGAUACCGUGAGCAACCUGAAGGACUAUGAUGCUCUGAAGGCGGCGUUCGACAAGACCUCCAACCCCAAUGGUGACGGCAACUACAACAAGACGGGUGGCUCCAACCCCUGCCCCGCCAAGAACUCCCCCAACUGGGACGUCGAUGCCUCCGACGCUCUGCCCGCCAUCCCCGCCCCUGCCGAGAAGUACCUGAAGAACGGUGCCGGCAAGGGUAUUGGCUUCAGCGGCAAGGGCUCCCAGACCUCUGGUACCCAGUCCACCUCUACCGCCGUGGCCGGCUCGGGCUCGGGCUCGGGCUCGUCGAGCAACUCGUCGUCCUCGACCACCACCGCGGGCGCCACUUCAUCCGGUGCCGCUGCAGGCCUCGCCAGGCCCUUCACCGUCAGCAUGGCCCCCAUCGCAGUCAGCCUGCUGACCAUGGUAUCGUCCCUGUUUGGUGCUGCCCUGAUUCUCCUGUAA
Messenger RNA from Penicillium canariense, 1401 nucleotides. RefSeq names its product 1,3-beta-glucanosyltransferase gel1 (gene gel1). Lineage: Eukaryota; Fungi; Ascomycota; Eurotiomycetes; Eurotiales; Aspergillaceae. The transcript has a single exon. Gene Ontology annotation, molecular function: 1,3-beta-glucanosyltransferase activity. The record is from RefSeq and is a predicted model, not a curated record. Gene Ontology annotation, biological process: fungal-type cell wall (1->3)-beta-D-glucan biosynthetic process. Bases 1 to 1401 code for a protein of 466 amino acids. Gene Ontology annotation, cellular component: cytoplasm; fungal-type cell wall.